UAACAAGAUUGUGGUUGGUGCAGAACAUAGACCAAAGGAAAAUGGCUAUGGUUAUGAAGACAACGCCAAUCACGGUUGCGGGUUUCGUUUCGACAAAAUCCUCCACUCUUCCACCCUUCAAAUCAUCGUUUCUCAGUUACCGCUCUGGAGCACCGGAAGUUCCUGGUAUGAGGGCAUCAUACCCUCAUAGCUUGAAACGUAAUUGUCAUGGUGGCGGUGCCCUUGGAACUCAAAUGAAUCUUUACAGCAGGUUUGCUAGAGUUAUCAAGUCUUAUGUUAAUAUCAUUAUAAGCUUCUUUGAAGAUCCCAAGAAGAUAUUAGAACAAGCUGUGCUGGAUAUGAACAGUGAUUUGAUAAAGGUUCGCCAAGCUACAGCACAAGUUCUCGCAUCUCAAAAACAGUUAGAAAGCAAGUACCAAUCUGUCCAAAACGCUUCUGAUAAAUGGUAUGGAAAGGCACAACUUGCACUUCGGAAAGGAGAUGAGGAUCUUGCCUCUGAGGCACUUAAGAGAAGGAAGUCGUAUGCCGACAAUGCAACUUCUUUAAAGACUCAGCUUGAUCAGCAAAAGAAAGUUGCUGAUGAUCUUCUGUCCAAAACACGGCUUUUGGAAAGCAAAAUUCAGGAAGCAAAGUCAAAGAAAGAUACUCUUAAAGCAAGAGCUCAGUCUGCAAAGACUUUAACCGUAGUCAGUGAGAUGGUGGGCAAUAUCAGCACAAGCAGUGCCCUUGCAGCUUUUGAUAACAUGGAAGAAAAGGUAUUAACCAUGGAAGCUCAGGCAGAUGCAUUGAAUCAGUUGUUCACUGACAAUCUUGAGGGGAAGUUCGCACUGCUGGAGAACUCUUCUGUCCAUGAUGAUCUUGCAGAGUUAAAGAAAGAAUUAUUUGCAAGCUCCAAGAAGCUAGAACUUCCCCCUGGAAGAAAUGUUUCCAGUAACAAAGAAUUUCCAUUCCUUGCGAUUUAGAAAGAACUUGAUGGCUCGGAAGAGGAGCAAGGGGAUACUUACUAGCUUCUAGCUUCUCCCUUUUCAGCACUUCACUUUUUCUGGAGUAAUAAUUGCUCUAUUUUACCAGUUUUCUUGGAAUUUUUUUAGUAACAAUUAGUUAUAAAUGUAAGUUUAGUCUCUAAUGAUCACUGCUUUAAUCAGAUCAAGUUUUUCUCUGGUCUUCAUUUCUGAUUCCUUUAGUUAGAAAUUGGAAACAUUUGUAAAAUGCAUGAAACAUAGUUUAGAAUAAGAUUUUUGGAAUAAACCUUCUGAGGAAACUUAUGGAAAAAAGCUUUUCGAGAAACACAUGAAAUACAUUUUGGAAAGAACGUUUUCGCAAGUUUUUUGGAACAAGUUUUUUUCUCUUUGUUAACAUUCUUCCUCUCUUCUUUCUCUGCGACAGAGGCAAUGAUAAGGGGUAAUUUAGUGUUAUUAUAUU
Vigna unguiculata (cowpea) is the source of this 1422-nucleotide messenger RNA. RefSeq names its product plastid transcriptionally active 4 (gene PTAC4). The record is from RefSeq and is a predicted model, not a curated record. Lineage: Eukaryota; Viridiplantae; Streptophyta; Magnoliopsida; Fabales; Fabaceae.